This is a messenger RNA of Aedes aegypti (yellow fever mosquito), 2171 nucleotides long. RefSeq names its product beta-galactosidase. Gene Ontology annotation, biological process: carbohydrate metabolic process. The transcript has 7 exons. The coding region runs from base 48 to 2018 and encodes 656 amino acids. Gene Ontology annotation, cellular component: vacuole. Lineage: Eukaryota; Metazoa; Arthropoda; Insecta; Diptera; Culicidae. The record is from RefSeq and is a predicted model, not a curated record. Gene Ontology annotation, molecular function: beta-galactosidase activity.
AGUUCAAUUUUGUAAAGUGCAAAGAGAGGAAGUUGUACCCACUAACAAUGGGGCUGACCAGGAAUCACAAAAUUGGUUUAGGAGCUGUUAUAGUUGUUGCAAUAGUGGGAUUGACCGUUGGAUUAGUGCUCGGCUUGGAUGACUCUGGUGUGAAGAAUGAGGAAGGUCGUUCCUUUACGAUCGAUUACGAUCGAGAUACUUUUGUGAUGGAUGGCAAAGAUUUCCGUUACGUGGCUGGUUCUUUCCACUACUUCAGAGCAUUGCCGCAAACAUGGCGUACGAAGCUGAAGACAUUGCGCGCUGGAGGACUAAAUGCUGUAGACUUGUACGUGCAGUGGUCGUUGCAUAAUCCGAAAGAGAACCAAUACGUGUGGGACGGAAUUGCCAACAUCAAGGAUGUCAUUGAAGCUGCUAUCGAGGCCGACCUGUAUGUCAUCUUGAGACCGGGGCCUUAUAUUUGCGCAGAGAUUGAUAACGGCGGCUUACCGUACUGGCUGUUCACGAAAUAUCCAGGAAUUCAGGUUCGCACUAGCGAUGCCAACUACUUGAAAGAGGUAGCAACUUGGUACGAAAAGCUGAUGUCUCAGUUGACCCCGUAUAUGUAUGGCAAUGGAGGCCCAAUUAUCAUGGUACAGCUGGAAAAUGAGUACGGAGCGUUUGGAAAAUGUGACAAACCCUAUCUGAACUUCUUAAAAGAAGAAACGGAAAAAUACACCCAGGGAAAGGCAGUGCUUUUCACAGUGGAUAGACCGUAUGGAAACGAAAUGGAAUGCGGUCAAGUUCCUGGAGUUUUCGUCACAACUGACUUCGGUUUGAUGACAGACGAAGAAGUUGAUACACAUAAAGCAAAACUGCGCUCAGUUCAGCCCAACGGACCUUUGGUGAACACUGAAUUCUACACGGGAUGGUUGACACAUUGGCAAGAAAGCAAUCAGCGUAGACCUGCUGAACCUCUUGCCAACACUCUGCGAAAAAUGCUUCAUGAUGGGUGGAAUGUUGAUUUCUAUAUGUACUUUGGAGGAACCAAUUUUGGAUUUUGGGCGGGUGCCAACGAUUGGGGCCUUGGAAAAUAUAUGGCCGACAUCACAUCGUACGACUACGAUGCCCCCAUGGACGAAGCUGGUGAUCCCACAAUGAAGUAUACAAUCUUCCGAAACAUCAUUGGAGAGUACAUUGAACUACCGGCUGUACCGGUACCUGAUAGGGCACCAAAAAUUAAGCACAACCCUGUACAACUGACUAGCGUGGACAAUAUUUUGUCCUCAAGCUCUAGAAAUCUCCUUGGAUCACCCGAACGUAAGUCCAACCAGCUGAUGACUUUUGAAGAACUGGACCAAAAUUCCGGCUUUGUACUGUACGAGACUACGUUGCCGAAGUUGACUCGAGAUCCCAGCCAGCUGACUAUCAACGAUUUGCGAGAUAGGGCUCAAGUUUACGUCGAUGAGUUUUACGUCGGGACCUUAUCGAGAGAAAACGCUAUAAAUAGUCUUCCAAUUUCUGCUGGAUGGGGCUCGAAGCUUUCAAUUCUGGUUGAGAACCAAGGUCGAAUAAACUUCGACGUUCUGGAUGAUUAUAAGGGCAUCCUUGGCAACGUGACCAUCCAAAUUUAUAACGAACCUUACUACGAGGAGCUGUCGGAUUGGACCAUCACCGGUUAUUCGUUUGAAAACUUCGACAAACUAAAGCAGUUAGCUGAUACAGUAACCGGUGGCCAAGGAGUGAAUGGACGAGGUAUGGCAAUCCAUGGCCCGGUUAUAUUCAAGGGAAAUCUCAUUAUUGAUAGCAGCCCUAUUCGUGACACGUACAUCGAUAUGACUGGCUGGGGAAAAGGCUUCAUUAUGGUAAAUGGCUUCAAUCUAGGACGAUAUUGGCCAGUAAUUGGACCUCAAGUGACGACAUAUCUACCGAAGGAACUGUUGAAUGAAGGCUCGAAUGAAAUCAUUCUAGUAGAGCAGCAAAGAGCUCCAACCGAUAAACUAAUCCAUUUUACUGAUAGCGCAAUUCUCGAUGAGGCCUAAUUUAAUACGGUUUUCGUAAAUUAUUGGUACAACAUUUCUAGAAGAAGAAGAACGAGAUGUAAAAUUUUAGAAUGCAUUCCAGGUUUCCAGUGGAUACUCCACAAACAUCGUUUAUCAGAAGAUGAGCAAAAUAAAAUCCUCAUCUGCCAUGUA